Molecule: messenger RNA, 1872 nt
Organism: Populus euphratica (Euphrates poplar)
Lineage: Eukaryota; Viridiplantae; Streptophyta; Magnoliopsida; Malpighiales; Salicaceae
Product: WD repeat-containing protein 74-like
Exons: 12
Coding region: 320-1594 (424 amino acids)
Biological process (GO): ribosomal large subunit biogenesis
Cellular component (GO): preribosome, large subunit precursor; nucleolus
Molecular function (GO): protein binding
Source: RefSeq, a predicted model, not a curated record
GAUUAUGGGUAUCCUUGAUCGGAACCGGUACACAUAAAACCCGUUCCGACGGGAUCCAUUGCCACUCCUGCUAACAAGCAAUUAACAAGAAAUCCGUUAGCAAAUGGAUGCAAUGGUUUGAAGACAAUUAUAGAAAACUAAGGGACUGGUUUGGAAGGUAAGGAAAGUAAAGGGGUGCUAAAGUCUAAAGCAGAAAGUCAGGUACCCAAAAUACAAAGACAAAAUAAGAAUUAGGGGCUUAGGGUUUUGUAUCCUCUCCCUCUCUCCCUCUCCCUCUCCCUGUUUGUAUUGGCAAAGCGAAACUGAAUACCGUAAAACAAUGCCGCGAACUACGACAUUAGAGUGUCCUGGUUGCCCUCCACUUCGAGCUCUAACUUUUGACUCACUUGGUCUCAUCAAAGUGAUUGAGUCUCGUGGUGAAAGAGGAAUACCUCAGGUUGUUGAAAGAUGGGGUGAUCCUGAUUCCUCCAAAUGCGUGCUUGCUGCUUCCAUUGAUGACCGUAAAAAAGACCCUUUAUUGGCUGUUGCAAGGAAAAAUGGAGAGGUUGAAGUACUCAACCCUCUUAACGGGGAUAUUCGUGUUGUGUUUUCUAAUGUUGUCGAGGAUGGUGUUCAACCUGAAGAUGAUGCUAUUGCUGGUUUGCAUCUAUUCAAGAGAAAGAGAUCAACUGGAUCAUGUGCUUUGCUUACAUGUACAACCAAGGGAAAUGCAAGCAUGAGGUCCAUUGGAGUUGAUAAAUCGAUGGCUGAUGUGGCCAAUAUCAGUGUAACAAAGACGUGGAAAGUUUGUGGUUCUGGCAAUGUCUUAUGUUCUAAAGUGGAUGGAAGUGAAAAUUAUGCUGUGUUUGGAGGGAAAGGUGUUGAAGUUAAUCUAUGGGACCUUGAGAGUUCUACUAAGAUUUGGACUGCAAAACCCCCUCCUAAAAAUAGCCUUGGAAUAUUCACCCCAACUUGGUUUACAUGCACAACAUUCCUGAGCAAUGAUGAUCACCGUAAAUUUGCAGCUGGCACCAAUAUUCAUCAGGUCCGUUUAUAUGAUAUCUCUGCUCAGCGCAGACCUGUCCUGUCAUUUGAUUUCAGAGAGACUGCUAUUAAGGCAGUCACUGAAGAUCAAGAUGGCCAUACGAUUUAUAUAGGAAAUGGGUCUGGUGACCUUGCUUCCUUCGACAUGCGAACAGGGCAAUUAUUAGGAUGCUUUAUAGGGAAGUGUUCUGGAAGUAUUAGAUCCAUGGCUAGGCAUCCAGAGCUCCCUGUGAUAGCAUCAUGUGGUUUGGAUAGCUAUUUGAGGUUGUGGGAUAUAAAGACUCGUCAACUUCUUUCUGCGGUUUUCCUGAAGCAGCACCUCGCAAAUGUUGUUUUUGAUUCCAAUUUUGUUGACAAAGAAAUUGCGGCUACAACACAGAAUGUGGACGGGAUCCAAACUACUGAGAUACAAACUGAAGUUGAGAUUGGAACAUUGCCUGUGAAAAGAAAGAAAGCAUCCAAAGAAAAAAGGGAGAAAAAGAAGAAAAAUGAAGAACAUGAAGAUAGCACGGUGACGAAAUCCAAGAAAAAAGGCCGGAAGCACAAAAGGGAGAAUUGCGAUGACGCCUGAGAUUAGCUCGGUAAAGAGAUGGGAUUACGCGUUGCCAUUUAGAAGACAGCAGCAUCAUAUGGCCGCUGCUGCCUGGCAUCUUGCGAGUUCACCAAGUAGAGACGUUAUUGUAAUGAGAUCAUCUCUGAGACUGAGGCAAAACAAGGCCGCCAUAGUUCUUUGCAAAAGACCUUUGUUUUACAAGGAAUUCUCAAUGCGACGCAAAACGAAGCUCUUUAUUCGCCUUGUAGAGAAUUCAUUAUGAUUAAUCAAUUUUGCCCCGUGAUUUUACUUCGUAA